AUGGCUUCACCCAAAACUGACAGCGCAGGCGGAAGCCCUCGUCAUGGCGUAAACAAGCAGAAUAUCUCAGCUGGCGGUUCUCCCGUUGGAGAUCCUAUUGUCGCACAGGAAGAUAAUGAAGGAGACGUCAGCGACUCGGCUUUUGGGGACGACGUAGAAAGUUCUACUGCUUCCAUAUCAUCGAGCAUCCUUGAAUAUCGCAAAUUUCAAGGGCGGACUUUUCACAGUGAGAGAUAUAAUACGGAUUAUUUUACACCGAACGAUGAGCAGCAGAGAGAAUCGAUUGAUAUCACUGACUUCGCCGAUGAACACCCCAACGCAGAGGUCAUCGGAACAGACCUAUCUCCAAUCCAACCAAGUUGGGUUCCACCAAACGUGAAGUUCGAGCUUGAAGACGCAACAAAGGACUGGAGCUGGCCUGAAAAUCACUUCGAUCUCGUCCAUGUCCGGUUUCUCAUUGGCGCUAUAGCAGACUGGGGAACACUAUUUAAAGAGGCGUCUCACUGCUGUAAGCCAGGUGGUUUCGUUGAAUCUGGCGAGAUCAACCCAACUUUCUAUUCAGAUGACGGAACCAUCGAUGACGUUGAUGCACUACAAACCUGGAAUCGACUGGUGAUUGAGAGUGGUAAAGGCUUUGGAAGAAGCUUUACAGACAUCGAGAACGACGUGCAGCUAUUUCGCGAUGCUGGAUUGGUUGACGUGCAGAGCUUUGACUUCAAGGUCCCCAUUGGCGGAUGGCCCAAAGACGAAAAAAUGUUAAAGGUCGGUCAAUUCCUCCGCGCAUCGAUAGAGAAUGACCUCGAGGGAUAUACAAUGAUGGUUUGGCAUCGCAUCAUGAACUGGCCCAAGGAUGAAUACCAGGUAUUCUUGAUGAAUUUGAGAAAGGUGUUUAAGGAUAAACGAAUCCAUGGAUACAUGCGUGUUCGAUAUGUUUAUGGUCGGAAGCCAGAGGUUGAGGAGUAG
Fusarium redolens is the source of this 963-nucleotide messenger RNA. Its product is annotated as S-adenosyl-L-methionine-dependent methyltransferase. The record is from RefSeq and is a predicted model, not a curated record. Gene Ontology annotation, molecular function: methyltransferase activity. The transcript is spliced from 6 exons. Lineage: Eukaryota; Fungi; Ascomycota; Sordariomycetes; Hypocreales; Nectriaceae. The coding region runs from base 1 to 963 and encodes 320 amino acids.